Messenger RNA from Myotis brandtii (Brandt's bat), 5239 nucleotides. RefSeq names its product YTH N(6)-methyladenosine RNA binding protein 3 (gene YTHDF3). The transcript is spliced from 7 exons. Lineage: Eukaryota; Metazoa; Chordata; Mammalia; Chiroptera; Vespertilionidae. Gene Ontology annotation, molecular function: mRNA binding; N6-methyladenosine-containing RNA reader activity. The record is from RefSeq and is a predicted model, not a curated record. Gene Ontology annotation, cellular component: cytoplasm. Gene Ontology annotation, biological process: mRNA destabilization. Bases 257 to 2089 code for a protein of 610 amino acids.
CUGGAGGAGACGGUGGCUUCGCUCCUACGCGGAUUGUUGAAAAUAACUUGCCUUUGAUAACGCCUUUGGUUAAGACACUUUCCCUCUUUUCUUUCUUUUUUUUCCCCCCCUUCACAUUACGACACCUUUCGUCUUGCUACACAGAGACCUAAAGGGCAAGGAAAUAAAGGUGGGAAAACAUGAUGCACAGAUCUGUUGACUUUCCUAACUUGAUGUAGUCAGACCAGAGCAAAGAAUCUCCUGGCUCCUAAGGCCCAUGUUCUAUCUUGAUUUGACUCUGCUUCAUAGAGCAGAGGAAACAGGCGAAGAAUCAUUUUCAGUACAAAACGGUUCCAUUCAUCAAAAAGAUGCUGUAAAUGAUGAUGAUUUUGAGCCAUACUUAAGUAGCCAGACAAAUCAGGGGCUUAGAAGAUUGGUUAUUUGGCAUUCCACAGAGGUGCUUCAGAGUAACAGCUAUCCACCAAUGUCAGAUCCAUACAUGCCUAGUUACUAUGCUCCAUCCAUUGGAUUUCCAUAUUCUCUUGGGGAAGCAGCAUGGUCCACAGCUGGAGACCAACCUAUGCCAUAUCUGACAACUUAUGGACAAAUGAGUAAUGGAGAACAUCAUUAUAUACCAGAUGGUGUGUUUAGUCAACCUGGGGCAUUAGGAAAUACCCCUCCAUUUCUUGGUCAGCAUGGAUUUAACUUUUUUCCUGGUAAUGCUGAUUUCUCUACAUGGGGGACAAGUGGAUCUCAGGGACAAUCAACGCAAAGUUCUGCUUAUAGUAGCAGUUAUGGCUAUCCACCUAGUUCUCUUGGGAGAGCUAUUACUGAUGGACAGGCUGGAUUUGGCAAUGAUACUUUGAGUAAGGUGCCUGGCAUUAGCAGUAUUGAGCAAGGCAUGACGGGACUGAAAAUUGGUGGUGACCUGACAGCUGCAGUGACAAAAACUGUAGGUACAGCCUUGAGCAGCAGUGGUAUGACUAGCAUUGCAACCAAUAGUAUGCCCCCAGUUAGCAGUGCAGCACCUAAACCAACCUCCUGGGCCGCCAUUGCCAGAAAGCCUGCCAAACCUCAACCGAAACUUAAACCCAAGGGCAAUGUAGGAAUUGGAGGUUCUGCUGUGCCACCACCUCCUAUAAAACACAACAUGAAUAUUGGAACUUGGGAUGAAAAGGGGUCCGUGGUAAAGGCACCACCAACCCAACCAGUUCUGCCUCCUCAAACUAUAAUUCAGCAGCCUCAGCCAUUAAUUCAACCACCACCAUUGGUGCAAAGCCAACUGCCUCAACAGCAGCCUCAGCCACCACAACCACAGCAGCAACAAGGACCUCAGCCACAGGCUCAGCCUCACCAAGUGCAGCCCCAACAGCAACAACUGCAGAACCGUUGGGUAGCUCCUCGGAAUAGGGGAGGUGGCUUCAACCAGAACAAUGGAGCGGGCGGUGAAAACUUUGGUUUAGGUGUUGUUCCUGUCAGUGCUUCACCUUCUAGUGUAGAAGUGCAUCCAGUGCUGGAAAAGCUAAAGGCCAUAAACAACUAUAAUCCCAAAGACUUUGACUGGAACCUGAAAAAUGGACGAGUGUUUAUAAUUAAAAGCUAUUCUGAGGAUGACAUUCACCGUUCCAUUAAGUACUCUAUCUGGUGUAGUACUGAGCAUGGUAAUAAGCGUUUGGAUGCAGCUUACCGUUCCCUGAAUGGGAAAGGCCCACUCUAUUUACUCUUCAGUGUGAAUGGCAGUGGACAUUUUUGUGGAGUGGCUGAAAUGAAGUCUGUUGUGGACUAUAAUGCAUAUGCUGGUGUCUGGUCUCAGGAUAAGUGGAAGGGCAAAUUUGAAGUUAAGUGGAUCUUUGUCAAAGAUGUUCCCAAUAACCAAUUACGGCAUAUUCGCUUAGAAAAUAAUGACAACAAACCAGUUACCAAUUCAAGGGACACUCAAGAGGUACCCCUAGAAAAAGCUAAGCAAGUGCUUAAAAUAAUUGCUACCUUCAAGCAUACCACCUCAAUCUUUGAUGACUUUGCACAUUAUGAAAAGCGUCAAGAAGAGGAGGAAGCCAUGCGUAGGAUGUGGAAAUGGGAAAGGCAUGGUGAAGUUGACUUUACCAAUUAAGCAAUUCAUCAGCCUGUGAAGAGUAAGAAGGUAGAGCCAGUACAGUGGAUAUGCAGGAGAGAAAUAGAAACAAACAAUAACCAUAUGAAGAUGUCCUCUUAGAAUUACAACACUAAUGAUGUAGACUCUGGAAAUGCCUAAUAAGUCAAAGAAGACAUUAUUAAAGCUUUUUUUUUCUGCAUAAGGUGACAUCUUUGAACUUUUUAACACAGAAUUGACUCUUGUAAUGAUUUUCAUCAGCGCAUCUGCCCUUAUAUUCUCACCAAACACACUUGAGAACUGUAACUUCGUCAAGCACUUUCUGUCCUGAAGCUUUUACCAGUAUCUGCUGUCUUUUGUAAUUAUGCAUCCUAGCUAAGGCACAGAAGACUGAAUGAAUGCAAAGAUUCAUUAACUCUUUGAAUUUGUUAAAUACUAACAGUUAACUAUUAGAAGUGGUUCAAUGAUGUAAGAGUCACAUUGCUUCAACAUUUCUUUGUUGUAGUUUUUAAAUUGUCGAUUUUUAGCUAUUUGACAGAUUAAAAGCAAAAUAAUCAUGCCAUAUUUAGUCCUGGAGUUCAAGUCUAAAUGUUUAUGUGAAGAAUUAUUGUAGUAAACUUUUAAUAUGGCAAAGCAACCUUAAGCUCUAUUUUAGCCAAAUGAAACAUAAUCUGAGAUUAUAUUAGAACAUUUUCCUUGUCUUUAAAUUGUUUGGUGUAACAGAAUAUUGAUAUGCAGCUUGGUGGAUUUCACCAGUUAAUGCACAUUCUUCUUUCCUCCUUCCCCCAAUAAUAUGUAAACUGAAAAAUGUGCAUUUGUCUGAGGAAUUAUUUUGUUUGCUACCACUUAAUGAAUCUCAAAAUUUUGAGUAAAUGUACCUCAGUCUAAUCAGACUUUUUAUGACCUUUAUAACUACAUUUAAAAUCCUUAAUUCCUAUUUCUGGGUGUUUGCGAGCCUGAUUGCUAUCAUGAAGUAAACAUUUAUUACUCUAGGUAUUCACUAGCUAAAUAAACAUAGUUCUUGUUUAGCAAGCAUAUACUGUUCAACUCUUUUCUCCAGCUUUUGCAGUGUCCUGGCAUCCUUAAAAUACUUUGAAAAUAUGGCCUUGAUCCAUGGAUUAAAUCAGUAUCUAAGUGAAUGUGUUGAUGUUUUAUUGAUCAGAUCUAUAUAAAUGGGAAUACAGCAUAUAUCUGGAUAUUCUUAUAGUUAUCUUUUUAACAUCUUAUUUUUUUCAUUAGUUACAUAUCAACAUUAAUUUUGUGUCUUGAAGCAAAUUGAUUUUGUAUAAUUAAACGUGUCAUCUGUAUUAAUUGAUCUGAUGGCAUAUGGUUAUUAAGAUAAUGUACUGCCCCUUAUAUUACUGUUCCAAAAGGAGAAAGCUAUGUAGAAAGAUAUAAGGGUGAAAUAAGGGUGAAAAUAGCAAUACAGUAGAUUUGAAUACCUUGGUGUUUUGCAUUACUGCAUUUAUGUUUACAUCAUGUUUAGAAACCUUUUCAUUUACAUUUACAUAUUUGAUCACUUCAGUUCAAAAUUUAGUGGCAGAUAUUUCUUUGAGUUUUUCAUUUAUAUAAUUUUUUUGUACAAUGUUUUCUUAAAAUGUGCAAAUGCUGUAUUCAAGUGAAAUAAAAUACAGUAUUUGUAGAUAAUCGUAGCUAUUUCACAGGUCUUUGGUAGUCCCAUUGUAGUUAUAUCAGUGUUUACUGAAGGGAACAUUAAAAUAUUAAUGGUAUAUUACAAAAUAAAGACUUUCUUAAAGGAAAGUUGCACCUAUUUUACCUUUUUAAGAGUAAGCCAUGAAAUCUUAUCUUGUGACAUGUCUCUUAACUAUUUAUAAUAAAAAUUGGCAUUUGGGUAUAGUAACCACAGCAAUGUUCUACAUCCCUAAGAUUAUAUAGGUAGGACAUGUCAAAGAUGACUGUAGUCACUCUGGAGGUCCUAUUAGAGAACUGUAAAGGGAGACCUCAUAGAAAGGAUAUGAGUCCUCACUCUGAGGUUCACUUUUUCUGGUGCUUUAUUAGCAACUCUGAAUAUUUUUAUAAAACUAGUUACAUUAUAAAUGGAUUGAGUGUUUGAUUUACAUUUGGUUUUUAUGUAAGAAGUGUCACAGAAACACGCAGCAAGCGGGCUGAUUGCAACGGCAGACUCGGAAACGUCUAAUGUAAUUGAGUAGUCUGCUCAUCGUGAGGUGUACAUCCCAGUGCCUUUAACCUGGAUUUCUAAUAUCAAGUGAAAUGGGUGCAGCAUUCCUUUGGAAAUAAAAACUUUAUCUUUUCAAUCGGUAAUUAUUUUUUCCAUUUUACGAUUUCUUCAGAGCACCUACUUUCUCUUCCUCCUUGGUCUAUCAAUAUAUUGCAAAAUGUUUUCCCUCUAAAUGAAAUGAUCACAGGUUGUCUAAAUAGCACAACUAACUGAAUGUUUAACUGUAGCGACCAAAAAGGAGAGAACCUGGGCUCCACAGCAGGAAACACAUAAUCAAAUGUUUGAAUAAUCACAAAUUAAGACAUGCCCAGGAAAUUUCUUGCUUAAUAUUUUUCCAAGAUUUGGUUUGAAUGUUUCUUAUUAAAGUUAUCUUAAGUGAGUAUUUUAUUUUGGAAGGUAUAAUAGUUUGUAUAUUUAACAGUAAGGGGGAAAAUGUAACCAAAAUUAGUAUUCUGUCUCUAUACUUAUUGGUACUUGAAGAUUCCUUUCAAAAGAAACCCCAGCCUUUUCAUAAUUUCAAUACUUAAUUCCUCAUUUUAACUUGUGAUCUUUCUAAUUCAAAAGCUGUUCUCUUUUUGAAUACCAUGCAUGGAGGUUAAGCUGAUGAUAAAAUGGUUUGCAAUAAAAAAGAGUCAGCUUAAGUCAUUUAAUCAUUUCAAGUGCUUUCUGCAUCCUAUAAAAAGUUUGAGACAUUUAAGAGAAUUGUGUUUUCAUUAAGUUUUGCAUAUCUUUUGUUAUGCCAUGUAAAUUCCCUUUUUCGUAUGAUUACAGAAAGGUUAUGAUAAAAUGAUUAUUAGUUCAUUUAUAUUCACUUGUAGCAAUUACAUGAGAAUUUGAAUUUUGUCAUGUUUGGGUUUGUUCAUUCCCGUGAAUGAUGGUACAGAUAGGUGAGCUUUUCUGUUAUGGUACCCAAACUCACCAUUUGGUCCUCUUUAAUCUUUGAGGGUUUCAAUAAAAAUUGUUCACUCGUA